Messenger RNA from Gekko japonicus, 1069 nucleotides. It is a transcript of the gene AMTN, whose product is annotated as amelotin. Gene Ontology annotation, biological process: odontogenesis of dentin-containing tooth; positive regulation of enamel mineralization. Gene Ontology annotation, cellular component: cell-cell junction; basement membrane. The record is from RefSeq and is a predicted model, not a curated record. The transcript is spliced from 10 exons. Bases 17 to 1069 code for a protein of 350 amino acids. NCBI's taxonomy places the organism in Eukaryota, Metazoa, Chordata, Lepidosauria, Squamata, Gekkonidae.
GGUACCAAUUUGAAACAUGAAGAUUGUAAUUCUGCUUCUCUCUCUUCUGGGAUUGACAAUCGCCUUUCCAAUAAACCAACUGAGUAGAGCCAUCGCUGCAAGCAACAGCAAAGAGGUAUUCCGACUGCUGCAAAGGUACAGAGCCACGGGAAACAAUCCACAGCAAACACAGCAAAGGUCAAAUCCCGGGUAUGGACUCCCUCCAGCAAAGCUGGUCCCAGAUCAGACUGCCUUAACAAACCAGCUUCCAAAUGAGGUUACUCCGCUUGAAUGGCCAUUUAUAAAUUUCCCUGUGACUCUUCCAAAAACCCCAUCGGAGCUAGGAGCAACAAACUGGCAACCUGUCCCUGGUUUCCAGUUGCUGCCAUACUCACAGAUGGCCCCAAUAGACAUCAAUGUUCUUAUGGCUCUGCUUGGACACAGACUGUUUCCUUCAACACAAAUAUUGCCUGGAGGAGGUGACGGAUUGAAUAUCCCACAGCAGCUGCUGCCACCACCUCAAAUACUUCCAAUUAUAUUAUCACAUAUGGGACCACAGGGUGCAGUGCUCAGUUCGGAAGAAGCGGAAUCACCUUCCCAGGUUUUUACUGGGUUAAUUCUCCCUGGAAUGCCAGGGAUAUUGAUCCCUUCAGGCCAGGCAGAAGCCCCCCCUGAUGGUCAAGAGGGGCUUCUUCCAGCAGGCCAGGCGGGAUCCAACCCAGGCAACUCAGCAGGUCAGCUACCAUUUCCAGAGGGCACAGCAGACGCAACGGCCCUAGCAGGCAUCCAGAAGAUUUCCCCAGCGAUGAACGAUGACCUGAGUGGGGCAGCAACGGGCCUGCAUCCAACUCCCUCCGGGUUUAGACAGCCAGGUUACGAACAUGGUGUCACCCAGGAUCCAUUUGCAGAACCCACGGUCUUCAUCAAAAUCAAUAUGGAACCGAGUGAGCUUCGGGAACCACCUACGACAGUCGCAAGACCUGAGAAUGACAAAAUUGUGGGCGGCCAUACUUUGGCCCAAUCGCUUGUGAGAGGAGACAGCCAUAUGCCAGUAACCACCAUGGAGAGCAAGCCAUUGAGAGAGCCAUAA